Messenger RNA from Phaedon cochleariae (mustard beetle), 4328 nucleotides. The record is from the annotation of a GenBank genome assembly. NCBI's taxonomy places the organism in Eukaryota, Metazoa, Arthropoda, Insecta, Coleoptera, Chrysomelidae.
AGUAGAGGAUUGCGAGCUUGAGCCGGGAGGUUCGGAGUCCGGGUUCUGGUCGAUCGGGUUCGGGUCUGCAUCGUCUGUUGGACUUUGUGGGGGGUCGAAGCGGUGGCCUAUUGGAGUGGGAGAACGAGAGUUCGCUACGAAAAAUAAAGGUUACUGUUAGAUGAAGGGAAACCGAACAUUCUGGAAAAGGACGAUGCCAGCGAUCCAAAUGCCUUCUUUUUUGGUGUGCCCCUGCCACAAUUGAACAUGAACACUGUGCAUCUCAAAACUGGACAAACUUUGGCGGUGCCACAGAUAUUGCAUGAACUUUGUAAUUACGUAUUGCAUCAUGCUGAGGAGAAAGGUAUUUUCAGGAAACAGGGUUCUGGAAGUAAACAAGAAGCUGGAAAUUGAAGCUCCUGUCGCCAGGAAAUCCAUGGUCAUGCCAAAGUUACCCAACGUAUUGUCCUUGGAUGAGAAAAAGUAUCUUCUAGCAGUCGAAAGAGGUGAUUUGGCAAAUGUCAGACGUAUGUUACAAAAAGCCCAAAGAAACAGAACCACUCUUGACAUAAAUUGCAUGGACAGCUUAGGACGAGGUUCUCUCACAAUCGCUAUCGAUCAAGAGAAUCUAGAAAUGGUGGAACUGCUGGUUGUAAUGGGAGUGAGCACGCGAGAUGCCUUAUUACAUGCUAUCAACGUGGAAUUCGUAGAGGCCGUAGAACUACUACUUGAACACGAAGAACUCAUACACCAAGAAGGACAGCCUUACAGUUGGCAGAGAGUUGAUAUCAGCACUGCUAUGUUCACUCCAGAUGUCACUCCGCUCAUUCUGGCCGCUCAUCGGAAUAACUACGAGAUCCUGAAGAUUUUGCUGGACAGAGGUGCCACGGUUCCGAUGCCUCACGACAUCAAAUGCGGUUGUGACGAAUGCAUACGCGAUUCAGAAGAAGAUUCUUUGAGACACUCGCUGUCUAGGUUGAACGAAUACAAAGCCCUGGCGAGUCCGUCUCUGAUAGCUCUCUCGUCGAGCGAUCCACUCUUGACAGCUUUCCAACUGUCUUGGGAACUAAGAGGAUUGGCAUUUGCAGAGCCUGAAUGUAAGUCUGAGUAUAUGGAGCUUAGGAAGCAAUGCCAACAGUUUGCUGUGGAUUUAUUGCAUCAGUCGAGGAGUUCACAAGAGCUGGCUAUCAUUUUGAACCACGAUCCAGAUAAUCCCCCGUAUGAGGAGGGAGAACCCAUGAAAUUGGCUAGACUGGAGUUAGCAAUUCAAUAUAAACAGAAAAAAUUUGUUGCACAUCCAAACAUUCAACAGUUACUCGCAGCAAUAUGGUACGAAGGAGUGCCAGGCUUUAGAAGAAAAUCCUCCUGUCAAAAACUGUGGAUAAUCAUCAAGGUAGCGUUGCUGUUUCCCCUAUAUUGUCUGCUGUACAUGUUCGCACCUGAAUGCAGAAUCGGGAAACUCAUGCGAAAACCCUUCAUGAAAUUCCUGAUCCACGCAUCAUCAUACCUCUUUUUUCUAUUGUUGCUGAUUUUGGUCUCCCUCAGAGCUGACGAUUUGAUUUGGGAGUAUUUCGGGACAGAUUCCAUGAGAGCAUAUUUGCUAGAGAAGUACGAAAAACAGCGUGGAAACGUGCCUACGAUAUUAGAGUGGGUGGUUCUGAUAUACGUGAUUGGAUUUAUUUAUGAGGAAACUAAAGAGAUUUUUGUGGAAGGAAUCGAAUCGUAUCUGAGGAAUCUAUGGAACUUCAUCGAUUUCACGAGGAACGUACUGUAUACGGCAGUUUUUUUCCUCAGAGUGGCUUCUUAUUUUCAACAAAUUGCUGAAAUUCGGAGAGAUCCUUCAACAGCUUACAUUCGAAGAGAAAAGUGGUACGCGUUUGAUCCACAGUUGAUAGCCGAAGGUCUUUUUGCUGCGGCAAAUAUUUUCAGUGCUCUCAAACUAGUUCAUCUCUUCUCCAUAAAUCCUCAUUUGGGGCCACUACAAAUUUCUUUAGGACGCAUGGUCAUUGACAUUGUGAAAUUUUUCUUCAUUUAUUCGUUAGUUCUGUUUGCUUUUGCAUGCGGACUGAACCAGCUCCUGUGGUAUUUUUCUGAUUUGGAGAGGCAGAGAUGUUAUCAUUUGGGCAAUGGAGAACCAGACUUCACUGGUACCGGGGAUUCUUGUAUGAAAUGGAGAAGAUUUGCUGAUGUUUUCGAAUCGUCCCAAUCAUUAUUUUGGGCCAGUUUCGGUCUAGUAGAUCUAGACAGUUUCGAGCUGACUGGUAUAAAAACGUAUACGAGAUUUUGGGGACUGCUGAUGUACGGUUCAUACAGUGUGAUCAACGUUAUAGUACUGCUGAAUCUACUUAUUGCCAUGAUGUCGAAUUCCUAUGCUAUGAUCGAUGAACACUCAGAUACCGAGUGGAAAUUUGCCAGAACAAAAUUAUGGAUGAGUUAUUUUGAGGAAACUGGAACUCUCCCACCUCCGUUCAAUAUUUUUCCCAAACCCAAAAUGCUUUUCAAACUCUUCGGGAUCAGAAAAAAAGACAAAUUGAGAAGAAUGUCCACUAAGAGAAGAAAUAGGGAAGAAAAGGAACGAGACUACAAAUACACAGCUGUAAUGCGAGCUCUAGUAUGGAGAUACGUAUCAGCCAAGCACAGAAAAUGUGAAGAAGCUCCAGUUACCGAAGAUGAUGUCAACGAACUGAAAAGCGAUAUAUCGUCCUUCAGAUACGAAAUACUAGAAGUCUUGGGUAAAAAUGGAAUGGAUAUUUCUUCUGCUGAGAAGAAAGAAAGAGCGGUGCUUGGUAGGAAGAUGAAAAUCUGGGAGAGAAGAUUGAUGAAAGACUUCAAAGUUGCACCAAUAGCCUCGGAAGACAAUGAUGCUCUUUUUGCUCCAGCUCCAGAAAAUGAAGAAGCCUUAGCUAGGUUCCGAAGGGUAGCCAAACUUGCAAUACAAGACUCUGGAAUAGCCAAAUGGAAACAAGUUGUCAGAGGUGCACAGAUAGCAUCGCAAAUUGGUCGGUGUCAUACUCGAGAUUCCGUCAAAAAACAGAAGAACCUACAGAGAGCCAUGGAUGAGGCUAAAAGGUUAGCAUCUAGAAGUCCUGAUGUUUCAACUGUGUCUUCUCCUAUAAUACUGCCUGAUUUGACAGGUGCAGACAUUGUCGACUUAGUCAGGGGAGACUUCGAAGGUAAUGUAGUUAACCUUGAAGAGGCACCAUCAGAGCCUACCGAUAUCCAGGUUUCCAAGAAACGGGAUACCUCUCUACCGAAACAAGAAACGCCAGAUCUGAUAACCCUAGGAAGUGCCAAAAACUCCCCAGAAAAAUCGACCACUGGCCAAGUUUUGGAUAGCAUUAAGGAAGCAACUACUGCCGAAGAAAUAUCUUCUUCCUCAAUGAUCGCCAGUCACCUUCCAGCUGAGAAAUUAGAUAGUCCAAGCAGAUCCUCUGGACAUUCUGUGGACUCGUAUAUCCAUCCCAGCAGAAGACUUACCGAGUUGGACUUCGAUAACAGUUCUGAAGAUGAAACAGAUAAAAAGCUUGAGGAAAAAGUUCCUGGAAUGACUCUCAAAUCUCCACAGAGAGUACAAUUCGCAUCUCACGAUAAUCUAGAACGUGGUAAGGGAAAUAUUCCAGCAGUAUCCGAGAGAGUGGGGAUAUUGAAGGGUCCUGGAACUGGUCAUGAAAGUUUCCUACCUAAGAUAAAGUCUGAACUGGUAUGUGUGGAAAAGACUGAGGUAGUUCAAACGGAAGAGGAUAAAAAGAAAAACGUGGUGAUAGAAAAGAUGCCUGACAAAUUGAAGCCAGAAGUAGUUCCAAAAGCAGCUUCAUCUUCUUCACAGCUUCAACCAAUACCACCCACCACGACAGCAGCUACUACUCCCAUGUCUCAAAGAAAUAUACAGCGCGUGCACGUCAGAAAGGUUCAGCCUAAAUAUGGGUGGCUAUAAUUCACUUAUGUAUAUUAUUGUUCUUAAUUUUCGGGAUUUACUCUCCUCCUUUCUUCCAAAUGUCACAAUGAAAUUUUAAUCUCAGCGAUAUUUUGAGGCGAAUCAUCUGUUCUUCUUCGUUUCUACAAGAUUAUUAAAAUAAUACUUAUAUUGUCAUUUAUAGAAAUGGGGAGAAAAUUCCAAAAAUUCAGAUAAAUAAAAAAUACUCCACCUCCCCGAUUAACCUACAGACAGUAUCUGUUUUGUUGAAUUUGGAAUUAUAUGGAGCAUACUUAUUACACUGUAAUUUUGUAUUAGGUUUUUAUAGGAGUUUGUAAUUUGUUAUAUCAUAAUUAUACUCUCGCCAAGUCGCCAAUUCAUAUAUAAUAUGCAAAGCACCUUAUUUUUGAAGCUGGAAUUAAAAGAAUGAUAUAAU